GGCCAUGAACACGAUGCGUCUGAAGAAGCUAGGCAUCACCCACAUUCUGAAUGCAGCGGAAGGCAACUCCUUCAUGCACGUUAACACCAACGCGGAGUUCUACGCUGGCACAGGCAUCACAUACCACGGCAUGGGCGCCAGUGACACAGACCACUUUGACCUCAGCAUCUACUUCGAGGAGGGGGCGAACUUCAUCGAGAAGGCCUUGGCACACAAUGAUGGGAAGGGUAAAGUAUACGUUCACUGCAGAGAGGGCUACAGCCGCUCCCCAACACUGGUCAUCGCCUACCUGAUGCUGCGCCACAGGAUGGACAUUCGGUCCGCCCUGUCCAUGGUACGACAGAAGAGAGAGAUUGGCCCUAACGAUGGCUUCCUGCGCCAGCUGUGUCGCCUCAACGAAUCUCUGGCGGCCGAAGGAAAGUUCUGGAACCAAUGACGGUUUUCUUUCCUUUGUACUCGUACCUUACAAGUAUGUACAGAUACACAGACACGUGAAAGAGUGUAGGUAUUCAGGACACCUGGAAAGUAUGUACCUGUAAAUGUACACAGAUACGCACAUUCACUGACUGCCAUCCUUGACUUGUAGGCUGGCUCAAGCAUGGCUUGUCCUUUGAUUUAAAUUCAGAAAGACACUGUAUUCAAGUGAAAGGGAAUACAUAGUCAGUUGUAAAACUGAAUGCAUCAACUGAAAUGUGUAUUCCGCAUUUAACCCAACCCCUCUGAAUCAGGGAGGAACCCUCACACUCAGGAACAAUCCCUACAACUACCCCUCUGUCUCUCCAUCCAAUUCCUUCCUUCCUUCCUUCACACUGCCAGUCUUUUCUAGCCUCUGUGCUGUGGAGCUUGCAUCUACUCGUCAAGGUGAUUUCUAGAGAACCAUUGAAUGGUUAUGUUAUCAGGUUUACUUUUCCUCCUGCUCCAUUUGAGUGUCUAAAUAAGAAAUAGUUCUCAUUUUGCUGUAGCAUGUUUU
Oncorhynchus tshawytscha (Chinook salmon) is the source of this 970-nucleotide messenger RNA. Its product is annotated as dual specificity protein phosphatase 3-like. Gene Ontology annotation, molecular function: protein tyrosine/serine/threonine phosphatase activity; MAP kinase phosphatase activity. Gene Ontology annotation, biological process: negative regulation of MAPK cascade; protein dephosphorylation. The coding region runs from base 5 to 436 and encodes 143 amino acids. The record is from RefSeq and is a predicted model, not a curated record. The transcript is spliced from 2 exons. NCBI's taxonomy places the organism in Eukaryota, Metazoa, Chordata, Actinopteri, Salmoniformes, Salmonidae. Gene Ontology annotation, cellular component: cytoplasm.